AUGGGAGGCUUUCGGCUGCUGCUCACUGGAAUGAUGGUCAUCACAGUUUGCUCUCAAUCGCUCUGUGCGUCAGGCAGUUGCAGUGAGGAGGUGGCUCGUCUGCGGCAACAGGAGAUGCUCCUGAAGGGCCGGCUUCAGAAACAAGAGCGCCUCCUUCACAGACUGUAUCUGAUGAGCCAACCGGGCAACGAGGACAAAGCCGGACCCGACCAGAGCCAGCACAACGAGUCCACAGACUGCUCCCAGCUCUUCAGUUCUGGCUUUAAAUCCAGCGGCUUCUACACAAUCAAACCCCACGGCAGCCCUCACCCAGUCAGAGUCUACUGUGAUAUGAGUGAUGGAGGUGGUUGGAUGGUCAUUCAGAGACGGGUCGAUGGGAGAGAGAGGUUCAACAGGUCCUGGGCGGAGUAUAAAGAUGGUUUUGGAGACAUGGGUGCUGAGUUUUGGCUCGGAAAUGACAACCUGCAUUACAUCACAACACAAGGGAAUUAUUCUCUGAGGAUUAACCUGGAAGACUUUGGUGGUUACCAGGGCUAUGCUGAGUACAAGAACUUCAAAGUGGCCAACGAAGAGGAUCACUACCGACUUACCUUUGGAACCUAUGUAGGUACAGUUGGGGACGCUCUGUCUGGAAAAUAUCAGGUUGGUGUGUCAGAGUGGGCCGGUCACCAGGGAGUCCGAUUCAGCACCUACGACCAGGACAACGACAACUACAAAGGAAACUGCGCACAGGAAGACAAAGGAGGCUGGUGGUUCAACAAGUGUCACUCAGCCCAUCUUAAUGGCAUGUACUACCCCAAUGGGUUCUACAAUGCGCUGACAGAUGAUGGUGUAGUUUGGUUCACUUGGAGAGGAUGGUGGUACUCCCUGAAGACAAGUGUCAUGAAGCUGCGACCGACCGACUUCAAAAUUGAUCCCAUUGAUGACCCCAACGCUGUUCAUGGCCAGCCAGCUUCGUAGAUCAGACAUGAGAGGAUAUCUUGUCUUCCUGGCUCUACUUUUUUGCUCUGAAACAGCAUGGCAAACUGGGCAAAUUUCGACAAAGCAUCCCUCGCAGUACGUUUGACCUAGAUGUAUCAAAUUUUGUAGGCACAUGUAUCAGUUAUAGACCUGAAGAAAAAAGUAAUCUUGGAGCCAUGCUAUAAACCCAAACGGAAGACAGCCAUUUUGAGUGUUGUGUGAAUUUCUCAUGU
Messenger RNA from Anoplopoma fimbria (sablefish), 1193 nucleotides. RefSeq names its product fibrinogen-like 1 (gene fgl1). The transcript has 7 exons. NCBI's taxonomy places the organism in Eukaryota, Metazoa, Chordata, Actinopteri, Perciformes, Anoplopomatidae. The record is from RefSeq and is a predicted model, not a curated record. Gene Ontology annotation, biological process: negative regulation of T cell activation; regulation of immune response. Bases 1 to 960 code for a protein of 319 amino acids.